AUGGCGUCAAUGUCUCUCUCGUUUUCUUCUUCGCUAUGUUCUUCUCGAAUUCCUCAAGGAAAGCGUAUAUUUCGUCAGAGAGAUGCGACCAUCGUACGAUGCGUUUUGGCUGCUUCGAAAUCUUCUUCUCCGACGAAGAAGAGGAUUUGGAAGGAAGGCGAGUUUCCUGGAAUCACGGAGCCGGUUAAUCCGAGACGUACUCCGAUGAAGAAUGUGAAGAAGAAACUUGACCGGAGAAGCAAAGCUAAUGGUUGGGCUAACACUGUCACUGAAACCUUGUCCGAUCUCAUCGCUAAAAAGCAGUGGUUACAAGCUCUCGAGGUUUUUGGUAUGUUGAGAGAACAACCAUUUUACCAACCAAAGGAAGGAACUUACAUGAAGCUGCUUGUUCUUCUGGGGAAAUCUGGACAACCCAAUCGUGCACAAAAGCUGUUCGACGAAAUGCUUGAAGAAGGACUUGAACCCACUGCUGAGCUCUACACUGCUCUUCUCGCUGGUUACUGUCGCAACAAUCUCAUCGACGAGGCUUUUUCAAUUCUUGACCGAAUGAAAAGCUUGCCUCGAUGCCAACCUGAUGUUUUCACUUACAGCACUCUGCUCAAGGCAUGUGUGGACGCUUCUCUGUUUGACUUGGUGGACUCGUUAUACAAAGAAAUGGACGAGCGUUUGAUAACUCCAAACACAGUGACCCAGAACAUAGUUUUAAGUGGGUUCGGUAGGGUCGGAAGGUUUGAUCAGAUGGAGAAAGUUUUGUCUGAUAUGCUGGUGAGUACUUCUUGUAAACCCGAUGUGUGGACUAUGAAUAUCAUCCUUAGUGUGUUUGGAAACAUGGGUAAGAUAGACAUGAUGGAAAGCUGGUACGAAAAGUUCAGGAACUUUGGGAUUGAGCCAGAGACUCGAAGUUUCAAUAUCUUGAUCGGUGCUUACGGGAAGAAGAGAAUGUAUGAUAAGAUGUCUUCGGUGAUGGAAUACAUGCGAAAGCUAGAGUUUCCAUGGACAACAUCGACUUACAACAAUAUCAUCGAGGCAUUUGCGGAUGUCGGUGAUGCAAAGAACAUGGAGUAUACAUUUGAUCAGAUGCGUAGCGAAGGUAUGAAAGCAGACACAAAGACCUUUUGCUGUCUCAUUAACGGAUACGCCAAUGCUGGUCUUUUCCACAAGGUGAUUAGUAGUGUUCAACUGGCAGCUAAGUUUGAGAUACCCGAGAAUACUGCCUUUUACAACGCGGUUAUAUCAGCGUGUGCCAAAGCCGAUGAUCUGAUAGAGAUGGAAAGAGUGUACACAAGAAUGAAGGAGAGACAAUGCGUUUGCGAUUCAAGAACGUUUGAAAUCAUGGUCGAGGCGUAUGAAAAAGAAGGUAUGAAUGAUAAAAUCUAUUACUUGGAACAAGAGAAGCAAAAGCUAAUGGAUCGCGCUUCAGCUACGAAAGAGGAGGAGAAUCUCCCGGGAUGA
Arabis nemorensis is the source of this 1452-nucleotide messenger RNA. NCBI's taxonomy places the organism in Eukaryota, Viridiplantae, Streptophyta, Magnoliopsida, Brassicales, Brassicaceae. The record is from the annotation of a GenBank genome assembly.